Messenger RNA from Amblyraja radiata (thorny skate), 1094 nucleotides. RefSeq names its product mitochondrial ribosomal protein L28 (gene mrpl28). The record is from RefSeq and is a predicted model, not a curated record. The coding region runs from base 111 to 872 and encodes 253 amino acids. The transcript has 6 exons. Gene Ontology annotation, cellular component: mitochondrial large ribosomal subunit. Lineage: Eukaryota; Metazoa; Chordata; Chondrichthyes; Rajiformes; Rajidae. Gene Ontology annotation, molecular function: structural constituent of ribosome.
GAGGGAGGGAACGAGGGAAGAACAGGAGGACCCAUGAGUUUGUGGGGAUCAAAUAGAGUAUUGCUGAAGAAGGAACUGCAGAUGCUGGAAAAUCGAAGGUCGGCUGAGAGAUGCCUCUUCACAAGUAUCCGCCCAAGAUCUGGGCAGCUCUGCGGCUCAAGCAGGGCAUCCAGUCACGGCUGCCGGCUCAUUAUCUCCGCUCCCUCAACGAGAGUCAGGAGGCCACGCCAGUUCACUUUAAACCACACGGGGUUAAAUACAAGCGGAACCCACAUACGGGACAGCCGGAGCGUGUCGAAGACAUCCCAAUCCCCCUCUACUUCCCCCCUGAAUCGCAGCGUGGGUUGUGGGGUGGAGAGGGCUAUGUCAGUGGGUACAGAUACGCCAACAAUGACAAGCUCUCCAGCCGGAUAAGGAAAACGUGGAAGCCACAGAUCUUUGUGCGGCAACUCUGCAGUGAGAUCCUGGACACCACCUUCACCAUCCCAGUCACCAUGCGGACCCUGGACCUGGUGGACACUUGCUUUGGCUUCGACUUUUACAUCCUCAAGACACCGAAAGUGGACUUGAAUUCAAAGCUGGGAAUGGACCUGAAGCGAGCGAUGCUGCUGAGACUGGCGCGCAAGGACACCGAUCUCUACCCCGACGACCCAGACAAACGAGAACGCAUCUACGACAAGUACAAGGAGUUUGCGAUUCCUGAAGAGGAGGCAGACUGGGUCGGACUGAGCCUUGAGGAAGCCGUGGAGAAGCAGAGGUUGGUGGAGAAAAAGGACCCGGUGCCGCUGUUCAAAGUUUACGCUGAGGAACUUGUGCAGCAGCUUCACGCACAACAUCUGUCAGAACCAGCAGUCGUGGAAAAGGUGUCGUAGCCAAGAUGGGGCUCUUGCGAGCUUCAGAGCAGUAGGUUCCUUGGCCUCUGAAACAUCUCUUCUUGACAAAAACUUACUGACUGACUGAGGCGUGGAAAACAAGAUGAAACUGGGGUUAAAAUAACAUUAUAAGAUCCUCGUCAGAGCUAAUCACUGUAGCUGGGCCUGCAUUGUUGCAACAUUGUGUGGUGCGAUUGAAAAAUAAAUUAAUUACCAAGACAA